AUUCAUUUAUUCAAUAUCUUCUAAAGAUGCAGUCGCAGUAUAAUGUCUGCCAUUUUGUUGCAGUUCUAGUUUUAUUAUUGUGUACUUGUAUAUUAGGUUUUGAUGAGUCCGACAACAGACCGUUGGAGCCGAGACACGAGAACUUAUUCAACGCUGAGCUUCCUAUUGAUCGUGAAUAUGAUUAUGAUAAUUAUUAUGGGGAGAUACCAAAGCAACGCAAGAAGACUGUAUCAACACAAACACACACCGAAUCCACUGAGGAAAAGAAAGCGACAUAUUUCCUUGAUAAUUUAUUUAAUGGGUAUGACCAAAGGAUACGACCUCAUCAUAAAAGGUCCCCGGUCAACGUUACAGUGAAUAUCUUCGUGAAUAGCUUUGGUUCUAUUGCUGAAACUACAAUGGACUACCGUGUAAACAUUUUCCUUCGAUGCCGAUGGAACGAUCAACGCAUGGCGUUCACUGGGUUCGAUGAAGAUGCGGUUGCUCUUCAUCCAUCUAUGUUGGAAAAUAUAUGGAGGCCGGAUCUUUUCUUUGCUAAUGAGAAACAUGCUAACUUUCAUGAGGUUACCACGGAGAACAAAUUGUUGAGAAUUUAUAAGAACGGAGACGUUUAUUCAAGCGUUAGAUUAAGCUUAACAUUGGCGUGCGCGAUGCAUUUACAGAACUUUCCAAUGGAUAUACAGACAUGCAAGAUGCAACUGGAGAGUUUUGGCUACGACAUGCGAGACUUAGCCUUCCAGUGGCAAGAGGACCUCCCCGUACAACUCCCACCCUCCCUUACUUUACCCCAGUUCCGUAUACUUGGUUACAAGCUUGGUUCGUGUACAAAGGUUUAUAACACAGGUUCAUUCACGUGCAUCGAGGUUUCAUUCAUCCUUGAGCGACAGAUGGGAUAUUACGUCAUCCAGACCUACGUCCCAUCUGCUCUUAUUGUUAUAUUAUCGUGGGUUUCCUUCUGGAUUAACAUGGAAGCCGCACCAGCACGUACAGCGCUCGGUAUAACUACAGUGCUCACUAUGACAACACAAAGCUCUGGUGCUCGUGCUUCCCUGCCUAAGGUGUCGUAUGUGAAGGCAAUAGACACUUGGAUGGCAGUUUGUUUGUUGUUUGUGUUUGCUGCUUUACUCGAGUUUGCCGUCGUUAACUUCCUAUCGAGGCAACAACAACGGUUGAUCAAAGUCAAUAUGGGUUGGUUGAUCAAGCAAAAGAGCUAUCGAGUUACUGAACAUCGCAGCGCGCCAGCGCCACCCAGUGAGGAUUCAGGAGAUGACGCGACAAGAUAUUGCAUUGUGGGAAGACUGCCCAUAAAGGAAGAACCCCCAAUUAAACAAAGCAUUGCUGAAGAUUACAAGAAGAAAGCUUUAGCCAUCGAUACUUUAUCAAGAAUAAUAUUCCCAACAACAUUCCUUAUAUUUAACAUUGUGUAUUGGUUGUCUUAUAAGAUCGCAAACAACGACAAAGAGUUUUACAUGAAGGGGGCAAUCGAAUACUGGAGUGAUUGAGAAAGUUGCAAUGUUUUGUUAUUGUUUGUCAUCAGCUGUGGUUAUGUGUUGUCUGUUUAACAAAUUCGAUAACAGAACGUUCUUUGGCGAAACGCGGAACAAUCGAUUCAACCCAGUGGCCACUAAUGGGUUGUCUAAAUCAUACAGAAAAACAAUAACUCACAAAGUUACAUACAUGGUAACAUGUAAGUGGGCGCGAGGUGUAUGAAGCAGAACACCCGUGUUAAAACGAAUGUCGUUUUCCGGCCAGGCCAGGACAAAUAAGUUACAUUCACUUGUAUGACCAACUUACAAAGGUAUGUGUUGGGUGGGGAGACAUUACACAAUUGAAACCGA
Ciona intestinalis (vase tunicate) is the source of this 1838-nucleotide messenger RNA. The record is from RefSeq. Lineage: Eukaryota; Metazoa; Chordata; Ascidiacea; Phlebobranchia; Cionidae.